AUGAAGAUCAUCACUUGGAAUGUCAGGGGUCUUUCGGCCCCUGACAAGAAACGCUUGAUAAAACGAGCAUUACAUAGAGUAGAUAGCGAUAUUGUCUUACUCCAAGAAACUAAAUUAUGUUUGGACAAAGCUCUCAGUUUUCUCCACUCCUAUAAUAACUGGGAAGGCUUUUUUCAUGAAGCCAGAGGCACCGCCGGGGGGUUGGGAGUCAUGUGGAACCCACACAAUAUUAAGAUGACGGAGUUAGAAAGCUUAGAAUAUUGGUUAUUUGGAGCAGUUCGUAGUUUGAGGGAAAAUGUGACCUUUCUACUCAUCAAUGUAUAUGGCCUGAUUAAGAUUGAGGAGAAAGCAAAGGUAUGGAAGGACAUCACUCAAAAGAUUGAUUCCCUCAACAACGAUAGAGUUAGUGUAGCAGGGGAUUUUAAUGCUCUGCUUGAUUUGGAGGAGAAGAGAGGUGGUAUGAAAAUAUCUAAUAAAGUCAUGGAGGAUUUCAGGGAUUUUGUGAUGUUGAAUCAUUUGUUUGGCGUCAUCCCAAAGAAUGGAAGUUUUACUUGGACCAACAGGAGAGUGAACUUUGCGAAUAUAUCGGAGAGACUGGAUAGAUUUCUGGUAGGGCCCUUCUGGCUGGAUUCGGCCUUCCACCUAGAUUCUUGUAUCCUCCCUUUUUCAUUGUCAGAUCACUUCCCAGAUCAAUUAAGUUUUAAGGAAGCCAACAAGAGUUCCAGAGGGAGUUUUAGGUUUCAGGGGAUGUCCAAUGAGGAAUUUGUUAGAGAGAAACAACUAAAAAGCGAAUUAUCGAAAGUUUUUCUCAGAGAGGAAAUCUAUUGGAGGGACAAUUUGAGAGAGUGUUGGAUCAAAGAAGGGGAUUUGAACACAAAAAUUUUCCAUGCCUCGAUCAAGGCCAAAAGAGCUAAUAGUCGUAUUAGCUACAUUCAGGACAGGCUCAGGGUGUGGCAGGAGGAGGCAGAGACAAUUGAAGACAUAACAGUAAAUCACUUCAAAGCUCUGUUGGGGGAAGGUCGUGACAAUACCCCUCAGCUCUCCUCCUCCAUGUUGGAUGUCAUCAACAGAGUGGUAUCGGUGGAAGACAAUGAACAGUUGAUGCGGCCCUUUACACUGCAGGAGAUUAAAAAGGCCACAUUCGAUAAUCCCCCCUUCAAAGCGCCUGGUCCUGAUGGAGUCACCACAAAAAAUUUCCAAAAAUGUUGGGCCUUCAUAGGUGAAGAUAUCUUCAAGGUGGCGGAAUAUUUCAGAAGGAUAGGGAAAUUUGUUAGAGAAAUGAAUAAUAUGGUCAUUGUCUUGAUCCCUAAGAAGCAAGAAUGCUCAACCAUGAUGGACUUUCGGUCGAUUUCUUUGUGCAAUUCCUUGUACAAAAUCAUGUCUAAGGCUAUGGUUAAUAGAUUGAAACCAUUGCUAAAAAAGAUCAUCUCCGAUGAACAACACGACUUCUUCCCUGGGAGAGAAAUUAUGGAUAGCAUCAUCUUGGCGGGGGAGACCAUCCAUUCUAUGCAUUCUGAUAAGAAACAAGGUGACACUGCGCAGCCAGCCAAAAGGAGAAGAAAGUUGGACACGUCCGUAAAGGUCGAAGAUGCCAGCAUCGCAGAGGAUUUUGAGGAUGCAAAAGAGACUGAGGAGCAGGAAAGUGGUGAUGAGGGGUUUCAUAUGGCACCUCACAUAGUUGCAAAGGAUGAAGGGGAAGUAGAGUCGUAA
Cryptomeria japonica (Japanese cedar) is the source of this 1710-nucleotide messenger RNA. RefSeq lists its product as uncharacterized. The record is from RefSeq and is a predicted model, not a curated record. NCBI's taxonomy places the organism in Eukaryota, Viridiplantae, Streptophyta, Pinopsida, Cupressales, Cupressaceae. The coding region runs from base 1 to 1710 and encodes 569 amino acids. The transcript is spliced from 3 exons. Gene Ontology annotation, molecular function: catalytic activity.